This is a messenger RNA of Trichogramma pretiosum, 899 nucleotides long. RefSeq lists its product as uncharacterized. Lineage: Eukaryota; Metazoa; Arthropoda; Insecta; Hymenoptera; Trichogrammatidae. The transcript is spliced from 5 exons. The record is from RefSeq and is a predicted model, not a curated record. The coding region runs from base 183 to 899 and encodes 238 amino acids.
GGUUCUUACAUGUGUUCACUCACUGAGUGUGAAAUUGAGCUUCACGGCGAGCAAGUGUUAACAAAUUAUUUCCGUAAAUAUCAUAUAAGUUUUAUAAUUAACCGCAUUCAUCUAUACUUGAGUAUCCAUUCAAUAAUGUUCAUUGUGAAAAAUUACAGUGAAUACAUAUAUUCGAGGAAGUGAUGGAAGGCAACAGUGACGUAGUUAGGGUGAAGGAAGAGCCGAACGAUACUUGGUCGGAUGCAGGUAACGAUUAUAAUUUCGAUUCGGUGGUCGAUUGCAAAGUCGAGAACUCCGAAACAUUGCCCUUUCAUGAAUUGCCGGCAAAAGAUACGACCGAGGACAUUGUGUUUAAAGAGAGGUUAGGUGAAAAAAUACCGAUCGAUUUCGAGUGCAAAGAUGUCAAACUUGAGAUGCCGUCUCUAUCGACAACCAUUUGCAAAUCCGAAUAUCAAAGUUGUCAAUCUAUUGUGAAAAUAGAAAACGAAAAUAAGAAAGAUAACACGAAUGAAAAUAUAUUCGUUGACUUUGAGUGCAAAUAUGUCAAACACGAAGUGAAGUCUUUGUCAACAACAGCGUGCAAAACUGAGUACCAGAGUUGCCUACCUAUUGUGAAAAUAGAAAAUCACAUUUCGACCGAUUACACGAAUGAAUGUAAUGUACGAAAUCAUAGAAAGUUCGACGAGAGUACGGUUUGUCACAAAUCAUCUUUUGUAUCUCAGAAACAUCUCAGAAGGCCAACAAAGACGGUACAUGAUCAUAGCAAACCCUUCGAAUGUGAUAUUUGUCACAAAUCGUUUGGACAAAAAAUACAUCUUCAAACUCACACAAAAAAUAAUUCGAAUUUGUUAUUUGUCCUCAAUCUUUUGAAUACCAAAACUUCCUCAAACGCCACAUGA